ACAUUUCGCGCAAUUUAACAAUCAACGAAUGGGGUAAUCGACAGCCCUGCGCCGCCUCGCAGGCGCGCGUUCGUCCCACGCGCCCGUUUGCGUCAUUUGCAGUCAUGCUUCAUAUCAGCAGCCGUCACGCCCGAGCUCUAGGGAGCAUGCCACGCUACUCGACCACGUCGGCUCGAAACGAUCGCGUCGCGCCGCGCAUCGUUCCGCUCACGACGCUUGACGCCUACGAGGCGUGGAUCACAGCGCGUCACAAGAGACGCGUCGUCUACUUUACGGCGCACUGGAGCGGUCCCUGCACGAUUGUACGCCACACGCUGCGUGCAUUGUGUGCCUCCUAUCCGACGAUCGGAUUCGCCCAAGUCGAUGUACACGCGAUGGACGACGCAGCGAUUCUGGCCGACGUGUGUGACAUGCCAACUUUCCACUUUUAUCUCGACGGAAAGCGACAACCUGCGCUCGCGUGCACGGGCCUGCGCUGCGAGUUGCUCCAGUGCAACGUCGCCAAGCUGGCCGACGGCAAGAUCCAUUGA
Saprolegnia parasitica CBS 223.65 is the source of this 530-nucleotide messenger RNA. RefSeq lists its product as hypothetical. NCBI's taxonomy places the organism in Eukaryota, Oomycota, Saprolegniomycetes, Saprolegniales, Saprolegniaceae. The record is from RefSeq and is a predicted model, not a curated record. Bases 105 to 530 code for a protein of 141 amino acids. The transcript has 4 exons.